Messenger RNA from Triticum dicoccoides, 2221 nucleotides. RefSeq names its product E3 ubiquitin-protein ligase RNF14-like. The coding region runs from base 93 to 1910 and encodes 605 amino acids. The record is from RefSeq and is a predicted model, not a curated record. The transcript is spliced from 7 exons. NCBI's taxonomy places the organism in Eukaryota, Viridiplantae, Streptophyta, Magnoliopsida, Poales, Poaceae. Gene Ontology annotation, biological process: protein ubiquitination. Gene Ontology annotation, molecular function: zinc ion binding; protein binding; ubiquitin-protein transferase activity.
CGACCCCCAACCCCCGGAGGAGCAAAAGCGAAGCGAGCUCCACCCCGCUCCACGAUUCCGCCACCGGCGACAACUCCGAUCGAGCUCCGGCCAUGGCGGUUGCGUCCGCCGUCUCCUCCUCUUCGAGGGCGCUGGGAUCUCACCGCGACGUCCCCGCCCAUAGCUUCUCGGCCGAGGCAUUCUCCUCGUCCUGGUCGCGCCCCGUCGAAGCGAGGCCGGUGUCGUGUGGCGGCGGCGGCGGCGGCGGCGAGGAUGACAUGCUCGACCUGGACUCCCCGUGGGUGGCGGAGGGCGAGACGGAAUCGAGGUUGGAGGCGGCCGCGGCGGCGGGACUUUACCUCCGCGCCGAGGAGCAGGGGGGCGAGGAUGAGAUACGAGACAACCGGCAGCGACAGGAGGACGAGUUGAUGGCAUUGGAAGCGAUAUAUGGGGAUGACCUGGUUGAAUUUGAGAGCAAAGAAGGGCUCCAUUAUUUCCAGAUUUACAUACAUUAUGAUCUGCAUGAUGGCGCUGAAGUGUGUGCUAAAUUGUCUUCAGCUAGCGGAAAUCGAAAAGAUGGAUGUCCUAAUGAUUGUACAGAGGAACAUGAUGAUGAACCAGAUGAAUUCUCUUACACGUGCAACUUUGAGCACCUGCCUCCUUUGAUACUGACAUGCUUGCUUCCGAAGUCCUACCCAAGCAAAGACCCCCCAUAUUUUAAUGUCACUGCUAAAUGGAUGGAUGGGCAUAAUGUUUCUCAACUCUGUGAGAUGCUUGACACCAUUUGGGCAGAGCUACCAGGGCAAGAAGUGGUAUACCAGUGGGUUGAGUGGAUACGUAACUCUUCUUUGUCAUAUCUCCUGUUUGAUGGUAAAAUCACAUUGGGUUCAGAUUGUCCAACCCACAAAGGAGAUAACCGUGCAAUCUCAAGAAAUCUCUCACUGGAGUCUGUGAUCCCUUCAAUGCUUAAUUACAGCAGUAAGAAGCAGUACGAAGCUUUUCUCGAGAAUCUCCAUAAAUGCAGGAUAUGCCUUAACCAGAGCAAAGGUUCAAACUUCGUCAGGCUUCCAUGCCAGCACUUAUUUUGUGUGAAAUGCAUGGAGACCUUAUGCAGGAUGCAUGUGAAGGAAGGUACCGUGUUUCAUUUGGUGUGCCCUGAGACGAAAUGCAAUGCUUCUAUUCCACCAUAUCUGUUGAAGAGGCUUCUGAGGGAAGAAGAGUUCCAACGUUGGGAUAGGCUUGCUCUUGAGAAAGCAUUGGACUCGAUGUCAGAUGUGGUUUACUGUCCCAAGUGUGCGAUCGGUUGCUUGGAAGAUGAGGAUAACAAUGCACAAUGUCCAAAAUGUUCCUUUAUCUUCUGCUCGUUUUGCAAGGACCCACGCCAUCCAGGGAAACAGUGUCUAACUGCAGAACAAAAGCUCCAGCGCAAACAGGCGUCAGGCAGGAUGACUGAGUGGGAGAUGGUAAAAGAAAUGCUGAGUAUAAAAAAGCUGUACAGAGAUGCUAUAUUAUGUCCAAAAUGCAAGAUGCCCAUCAGCAGAACUGAAGGGUGCAACAAAAUAGAGUGCGGCAACUGUGGUCAGUUCUUGUGCUUCCGCUGUGGCAAGGCCAUAACUGGAUAUGAUCAUUUCAGGAGUAAAGGCUGUCAGCUCUUUGCGCCUGUUGACAAUGACACGACGGUGUGGCAGAGGCAAAUGGAAGUGCUGAAAAAUGAAAGAGGCAUGCGAGCUCAGAGGCGCCAGGUAGCUGGAAGCGAUACCGUGAAGUGUCCAAAAUGCCGUCAAGAAGUACUCAAGGAUGAUGAUAAAUACAUUUACUGCUGGACGUGCCGAGCUAGCUAUUCCACACGGUCCAAGCAGCACGGGCAGGGCAGCAGCAGGUCGAGGAUGCGAGGCAAAGGGGCCAUCAAGGAUGAUCAGGGGGAUGCAUGAAGCUGAAAAGUUUGUAGAGUUGUUCCUGUGCUACCGUUGUCACAGUUUCGCAGGAUUUUGCCGUUGGCGUCAAACGCUGGAUCUGACGUUAUGUGUAGCUGAAUACGACGUUACGCGUAUGGAUAAAUGACCAUACCUGACAAGCUAGGGUAACUGGGUUGGAGAAACCAGAAUGAGAAAUUGCCGAUCGGUGUUUCUACUUUUCUCAACAAAAGCUCGUGUAUCUCAGCGUGCCCAGGGCCUUUUGUGCACACAGUUAACGUACAGUAUAUAUGCAAUAAUUCUGUAAAGUUACGGCUCGGCAUGCAGAA